Amphiprion ocellaris (clown anemonefish) is the source of this 3181-nucleotide messenger RNA. It is a transcript of the gene rexo4, whose product is annotated as REX4 homolog, 3'-5' exonuclease. Gene Ontology annotation, cellular component: nucleus. The coding region runs from base 292 to 1566 and encodes 424 amino acids. The record is from RefSeq and is a predicted model, not a curated record. Gene Ontology annotation, biological process: rRNA processing; DNA catabolic process. The transcript has 8 exons. Gene Ontology annotation, molecular function: nucleic acid binding; 3'-5' exonuclease activity. Lineage: Eukaryota; Metazoa; Chordata; Actinopteri; Pomacentridae.
UUGCACACCGCGGAAAUACACACUGCAGCAUGGCUUCUCAGUGCAUGAAGUUUACUACUGAGCGAUUUUACCACCAGUUAGGGAAAAUACCAGAACAUUUUCUCUGUGUUGGGGAUUCUACGAGGUAAAUUUACUCUGGGACACAUUUUAUUUCGACGAGACAACACCGACUGUUACUUUUUAAACGUUACCUGGUUAGUAAGUGACGAAGCUCGCAUGAACAACGUGGCUGAGGACGGUGAAAUACUUCAUUAAAUGAGAGGAAAUAUUUAAGGGAAAGCAGUUGCCAUAAUGUCUAAAACGAAGGCAAAAAAUGCAAACGUUCAGCCCACAAAUAAAGAGAAGAACAGCACCGUUAAAAAGAAAAAGAAGUACUGGAUAAAACAGAAGAUUAAAAUGCCUCCAAACAAGAGCCAAGAAAAAGCUGAAGCUCAGCAAACUGCUCCUCCACAGGAUGCCCAGCACUUCUCUGCCAACUGGAAAAUAUUACAAGAGAUGUUAAAGGCCAGUCAGCCGGAGAAGAAGCAGCAGCCUGUGACACCCAAACAUCAGAACGGUGUCCUGCCAAAAAAACCUACAGAAACAUCUUCUAAAAAUAUUUCCAAGAACAUUGCUGGUCCCAGCCAAACAGACAGCGGGAAAAAAGUGAAGCACAAAACUGUCUCGAACAGCAUUGGCGUCCCCAAGGAGACUCAGGUGAAUGUGAAGGAGCCAGCUGCCUCCGAGACGAAGCAGCCUGCUGCUCCAAAAAGGAAAAGGGACGGUGGAAAGUCAAACAGCGAGCAAGCAGCCAAGAAACAGAAGUCUGAGGUCGAAGAGAAGAAGGCUACAGAAGACGACCUCUGGUUUGAUGAUGUGGACCCCGAUGACAUUGAGGCAACGGUGGGAGCAGAAGCAGCAGAGAUCAUGAGGAAGAAGCAGGGCAUACAGAAACCCAAGGACACAGAGAGCGCCCUGGUCAAGGAGAAAGCGUUUGAGGGCCUCACCAAAAUUGUGGCCAUUGAUUGUGAGAUGGUGGGAGUUGGUCCCUCCGGAGAGGACAGCAUCUUGGCCCGUGUGUCCCUCGUGAACCAGUUUGGGAAAUGCAUCUAUGACAAAUACGUGAAACCAACAGAGAAGGUGACGGACUACAGGACAGCCGUCAGUGGAAUCCGACCAAACGACAUCAAAGACGGAGAGAAUGUAAAGACAGUGCAGAAGGAAGUGGCUGACAUCUUGCAAGGGAGGAUAGUGGUUGGACACGCCAUACACAACGACUUAAAGAUUCUGCUUUUGGAUCAUCCAAAAAAGAAAAUCAGAGACACUCAGAAGUAUAAACCCUUUAGGAAGAUUGUAAAGAGUGGUCGACCCUCAUUAAAGGUCCUCUGUAGAGAAAUCCUCCAUGUGAAAGUCCAACAGGGUGAACAUUCAUCUGUCCAAGACGCACAGGCCACCAUGAGGCUGUACACCCUGGUGAAAAAACAGUGGGAAGCAGAGAUUAAAGCCAAUCAGAAAAACAAAGACACGGGUGAGAAGAAGAAAAGAAAGCCCAGGUUGGCAAGGAACAAGAAUCUCAAGAGAUUAUGAAUUUGAAACCAAUAUGCAAGACAACAGCUCAUUUCCUGAUCAGAGCAGAUCUGACUGAAGCCAGCAGAGGUUUGGGUUUGUUUUCAAGAGAGGAAGAAAUCACAAUCGUUUUUUUUAAUAAACGGAUGCUGAACACUUACGACAGUCUAAAAGCAUGACUCUUAUCUAUCACAGCUGCCCUUCAAAGUGAGCAAAAACAAACUAUUAAGAAUCUCACUGGAAAUGACAGAUGUCCUUAGAAAUGUGUUUGAAAUGUGCAUCAGCAGGUGGUGACUGAUUUCAUCAGAGUUCCUCAGACAGGUUGAGCCAAGUUGUGAAACACUUGUUCGCUGAUCAGUCAGGAGUUGCGCAAAGCAAAGAUGUUCAUUCUUGAAGAUGUUGGACUUUCUCACACAGAAAUGAAACCAUCUGAGAGUUCAAGUCUUUAUUCACACUCAUUUUUCUCCAAACUCAUUUCCUCCUAAAGAUGUUCCAGACAUCAUGUCCUAAUGUGUUAUUCCCAGCAGUCGGAGGCAGGUGUUCAAAUCACGCAACAGCUUCCUCUGUGGUGCGAUCUUUAGAAUCAUUUGUCCACAGCCACCAAGUGCAGUGUUGAUGUAUUGUUUGUCCAGCGCGACGUUAGUAUUUUAUAAAUGGUCUCAUGGUGUGGUUUGUAAGAAUUGAUGGUUGCUUAAAAAGUUGGACGCUUUAAGAAGUUUGAAUAAAAUGAGAGAAACUCUUUAUAAAUAUUUGUAGCUGAAUUUAUUGUUUAGGAUCAUUUAAAUCAAUGCAAGAAGUGAACAUUUCCAGGUUCAUUGUUGCCUAAUUUCUUAAAACACAUGCAAAGUUUGCUGUUGAUCCACAGAAUAUGCACAAUGUUGCUGGUUUGGUUCUAUCAAAACUGUCUCUUGCAGCUUGUAAUCACGUGGUUCUUUUUACGUCAUGGAUGCCCAGAAUUUGUCCAACUUAAAUGGAUCUUGGUGCCACGUCUGGUACACAGUUGCUCUUGACCACAUGAGGUGAUAUUGAUUCAUUUAACAUCAUUUUAAGCAUUUGCAAAGUGAAUUUGUCAUUUUGAAUUUCCUACAGUCACUUGUCUUUGCGUUGGAGCUUUUCCUAGUUUUCUAUAAAUGUGUUUCUUCUGCUGGGGUAGAAUGAGGGAUUCAGGCUCCUCACAGUAUGUCAGUGUGAUUUGCUGCCCGUGUUGUGUAGCAGAAAUGAAACUCACACCUUUGGUGGGAAGACUCCUAGUUCUAAAUGACACUCUUAAGUUAUGGAGCUCAGCCUGACUCCAGGGACCUCAGACGGAUGAAAACUUUCUAUCUUUCUCUGACAAACACACAAGAAGAGAUAUUAGGAGGACGGUGAACUCUGUUUGCUGCAAAUACUGUGUUUUAUGGUUGCUUUUAGUCUCAAAAGCAAACAUAUCCUGCCCAGGUUGUUUGAAUGUACUUUCAGUAUGAUUCUUAAAGCAUCUUAGGGAACAUUUGUCAGACAGUUUUAAUUUUUAAUUUUUUUUUUUAGCCAAAUUCAGUAUUGUAUUGCUCACUGCCAUCCAGGUCUGAAAUAUUAAGUGAUAUAAUUGUUUUUUCUUGUUUGUUGUGGUAAUAAAAAUAAGAAUUGUCGGCUCCCUGUG